AUGCCAGAGCCUUCAACAGAAAGAUGGGUUGAAAUUGCAAAUACUUUUUAUGAUAAGACUAAUUUUCCAAAUUGCUUAGGGGCAAUAGAUGGGAAAGUGGGUGAUUCAAAUGUAUUUAAAGAGAGUUGUUUUGGAAAAAAACUUUAUUCAAAUCAACUCAAACUACCAGAAUUAGCAAAUUUACCAAACACAAAUGAACAUCCUCAGCCUUUUGUAUUUAUCGGAGACGAGGCAUUCGCCUUACACUCGAACUUAUUAAGACCAUACCCAGGACGUGGUCUUAAUGAUACUAAACGGGUAUUCAACUAUAGGCUAUCAAGGGCAAGAAAGACGGUAGAAUGUACCUUUGGUGUUCUGGCUAAUAAAUGGCGUGUCUUACAUACACCAAUACAAGUUGAGCCUGAUUUUGUGGACGAAAUAAUUAAAUCGUGUUGUGUUUUACACAACUUUGUUCGAAGAAGGGAUGGCUUCAACAACGAAGAUACAGAGACCAAUAUGUUGGAUGAUAUUGAAGUUCGUGGUACUGGUGCUCGUACUCAAGGUACAGAAGUUAGAGACUACAUCGCAAAAUAUUUCAUGGGACCUGGAUCAGUGCCAUUCCAAUUUCAAAAAAUUUAA
Macrosiphum euphorbiae (potato aphid) is the source of this 618-nucleotide messenger RNA. Lineage: Eukaryota; Metazoa; Arthropoda; Insecta; Hemiptera; Aphididae. The record is from the annotation of a GenBank genome assembly.